UUGCUCCCAGAUAUAAUAUCAAGACUAAGGAAGCAUGGUAUUCAAACAUUAAGGUUUGAAACAUAUAUCCAUAUAUAUAUUUUACUUUUUUAAUAGAAGGAUGUCUUUAUAAUAAUUCAAAUAUUUGACACAAGUUUCUUCUUAUUACUUUAUUUUCUCAUUUAUUACUUCAAUCAUUUCACCAUUAGGAGGUUAGGAAUAUAACGGGUCGAGAGAGUUUGGCACUUUAUGUACAGUGCUCCAUUUUCUUGGCCUGUUUUCAAGGUCCCUAUAUUAUAUACACGCCAUGCCAAACUCUUCUCGGUGUAGGAAGUGUUGCUCCUUUUCUACACUUUAAUAUACAUUUGUUUCGGCAUUUAGCAUUAAUAUCAGUAUUGGAAAGUACAUAAACAAGAUAUUUCGUCACCUAAUCUCGUCAUACAUUAACGGGUAGAUUAGUCCUAACACGUGAUGUAAUUGAAAUAUUAGAAUUUUGUAACUAUACGCAUAUAUAUUAUCGAUUUUAUAUUAAUUAUUUAUUUAUUUAUUCGGAAAAGAGAGAACACGCGAUGUAUAAACGUAAAUAUGAAUAUAUUUCCCAAAUUGUCUUAUUCAAACGGGAACGCGGAUUUUGUUUCAACUAAACAGUUUGAGCAUAAAAGCGAUGAGAGAGUAUUUUGUACGAAAGACAAUUUAGAGGAAUCUUUACAUGAAUUAUCAGAGGAACUUUCGUCAUUUGGUAUUGCAUCGGUAACUCCAGACAACAAUGACGAUCUGCAAAGUGCAGAGUUAUUAAAACAGCUAUCUGUAAAAGUAAUAAAUUCUACUUGGAAUCUGAUACAUAAAUAUAGAUCAUUAAUGCAGCUAUACGAGAAGACAGUUCUUUCAAAUCGCAAGACUUGUAAUGAUAAUGUCCACCUGAAGCGUCACAGGAAAAUGAAUCAAAUAACGCGUCUGAAGGAAGAUUUGCAAAAGAACGAACAAGCGUUGUGCGAGGCGGAAAAGAAAAAGAAUAAACUGCAAGACGAUUUAAAAGACGUGUCGCGCGAUCUAAAGCAUAUGAAAGAAGAGACACAGAAAUUGAAGAAACAAGUUCAAUCCAAAGACGUUCAACAUAAACACGAAAUAAACAGAAUUUUGCAGAUUAACCAAAAAUUGCAGAACCACUUGCAAAAGCCCACCGUUCAGAGAAAAGUCUCGCCAAAAACACAGACGGAUCAAGAGAAGGAAUUGGCUUCGUACAAAAAAACCGUCUGUCGUUUGGAAGAGAACAACAGGCAGAUGUUGGAAGAAAUCAAUAAACUAAAUGAGACUCUGGCGUUACAUAAGGAGGCAAUCGAUUUGCAGAUGCUAGCGUCUGGUGCAUGGACCGAUGUGAAUGAGUAAUUAUUGACUUUAAUUGGUGCUUAUAAUGUACUUUGAUAUUGUAAGAGAAUAAUGAAAUGUGCCUUGGCGCAGUAAAAAAUAGAGCAAAAUGUAAUCAAAAGUAGUACACGCGCCAGGGCUUAAAACAUAUUCAUGUGCCCCGUAAAAUCUUAAUAAUAAUAAUAGCAACGUUUGUUACAAACACCGAGCUGAAUAUUUAAUUUGCAUGCAUCUUAUAGAUGCGAUUGAUAUAGAUUUUAUGAAAGAUUUUUUAGACAUUUGAAAUUUUUGUCAUAAAAUAAAGAUACUUUGUGAAUCCCGAA
Odontomachus brunneus is the source of this 1667-nucleotide messenger RNA. Its product is annotated as afadin- and alpha-actinin-binding protein-like. NCBI's taxonomy places the organism in Eukaryota, Metazoa, Arthropoda, Insecta, Hymenoptera, Formicidae. The record is from RefSeq and is a predicted model, not a curated record. The transcript is spliced from 7 exons. The coding region runs from base 565 to 1365 and encodes 266 amino acids.